Molecule: messenger RNA, 4471 nt
Organism: Terrapene triunguis (Three-toed box turtle)
Lineage: Eukaryota; Metazoa; Chordata; Testudines; Emydidae
Gene: CDC42EP1
Product: CDC42 effector protein 1
Exons: 3
Coding region: 866-2131 (421 amino acids)
Source: RefSeq, a predicted model, not a curated record
CCCGUGCUCCUGCACAGCCGCCAAGGAACAGCGCAGAGAAGGGGGAGACUGCUGAGGAGCCAGCCCCCAAGCAGUGGGAAAAGGGGGUCACCUCCCCUGGGAGCAGCAGCAAUUUACCAAGAGCCACGGGGAACGUUUGAAACCUCGGAGAACUUUUCUUUUUUAAAACCUCUUUUUUUUUUCAAAAAGGCCAUCUUACAUCAGGAUCAAGGAGUUUGCCCUGAGAUCCCCCCUUCGGCUGUGACCUGCUGCCCCGUCUGCCAGCCGCUCCCACGCUAGCAGGCAGCGGGGGCGGAAGCGGGGAGACGGAGGAUGGCCGAUUAACAUUAAUCCCCAGCUUUGCUUACUUCCAGCCACACGAGAGCUCCAGCAGCAGCAGCCAGGGUGACGACUGACUCCUUGGAGAUCCCUUUGCCCCAGCCUUGCCGUCCUACCUGCCCAGGGCCAAGCAGGACUCCCCACACCCACCCUGGGGCUCUUCCUGGAGAUAUGAGGAUCCAGAGGCCUGCACUCAAUAGCAGAAGCUGCCAGGGGUGAGCCGUUUCGGAAAAGCCUCCCCUGGGCAGUUUAAUGAGUGCUGUGGAGAGCAAUUAUCCAGAAGGAGUGCCGAACCGGAGAAAAGACAGUCCCACGCUCCCCCCGGCAGCUCUAAGGCAUCUCCAAAGAUCGGGAGCAGGGGCUGGUCCUGGGAGCAGCUCCCCGGUCCAGGACACGACACGGCCGAAAGGAGGGGGUAGCAUGAGUGAUGGGGAGUCCGGGGGCGUGACAAGCCACUGUGACCCCUCUGGAAUUUGUGGCCCCCCACACUGAAGGCCAGUUUCCUGUGUUUUAGGGGAGAGGGUGUGGAGUAACAACGGGGUGUGACAUGAGUCUUGGGAAGCUACCGGUGCUCGGCUGGGUGUCGGGCUCCCAUGGCAAACGGCGGUUGAAAUCGGAGCUGACGACGGACAUGAUCAGCCCACCGCUGGGGGAUUUCCGGCACACCAUGCACGUGGGGCGUGGCGGGGACGUCUUCGGGGACACCUCCUUCCUCAGCAACCACGGCGGCACCGAGACGGCCAAAGCCAACAACUUCUUCACCCGGACCCUGCGGCACGUGCGAAGGACGCCGCUGAGGAACCGGGGCAGCGGGAGCAAGGCCGAAGCCUCGCCCGCCCCCCCAGACAUCUCACCCAUCAUCAAGAACGCUGUGUCGCUGCCGCAGCUCAACGAGGGGACCUAUGGGGGUGGCAGCCCGGCUGGGAAGUUUGCCUUCAAGAGCACUCUAAACAACGUGUCCGAUACACACUAUGCUUAUGGGCUGGAGUCCGGGUUCUGCACCAUCCCGCGUGCUCCGCGCUCAGAGAAGGCCCGGGAGAGCUCCUUCCCCGCAGAAGCAGAGCUCCAGCGCUCGGACUCCCUGCUGUCCUUCCGCCUGGACCUCGGGCCCUCCCUCAUGAGCGAGCUCCUCCAGGUCAUCAGCUUUACAGAAGCCAUGGACAGCAGUGACAAGAGGGAGGAAGCCAGGGCCCUGGCUGGCGGCCAGGCUGCGUCGCCCUUUGCCCUGCAUGGCGAGUGGGUUGAGGCCGGGGUCCCUCGGGGAUCAGGGACACCCAAUGCCAGGUGUAUAGAGGGCGACAUGGCAGAAAGCUUCUGGGGCCGCUCCAGGCAGGGGGCCAGCUCCCCAUCGGGACACUUGGUGCAUGCCAAUGGAGAUGCUCGUGCCCUAGAGCAUGCUGAGGAGGGGCCUGCCUAUGCUGGGAGCAGGCACCAGAGCCCUGCCUGGGGCUCAGCACCCGCUGAGGAGCCGGGGGCGCUCCCAAAAGACAGCCUGUGGCAGGGGCACUGGAAUGACUGCAGCAUGGAGGCGGGAGAGUUCCACCGGGCUGCCCAGGUCCUGGCUCGCCACUACAGCGCGAGAGGUGCACAUGGCAGCCUGGAGGAAGAGGAGGAGGGGCCCCGGGAGAGCCCGGUUGUCGGCUCGUGCGGGGCGGAUGAGGCUGGGUGGAGUCACAGCGAGGAGGAGGAGGAGGAGGAAGAGGAGGCUGCGCUCUCAGCUGUGCGGGAGGGGGAGGCCACGGUUGCGGAGGGCUGCAGCGACUCCUUUGAGUACGCCGACGAGGAGGAAGAGGAUGAUGAAGUGAAGGUCUGAACAGCCACCGUCUCCUGUGGCCUUGGGACUCCCCAGCCCUCCCCCAGAGAUGUCAGCUGUCCAGGGGCCAGCACCCCUUGGGAGCUGUGAACCCUCCUGCGGCAGAGGGUUGGUGGGGAUGGAGGCAGGGGAAGCAGCUCUUUGAUCCGCCCAGCGCCCUGGGCAGGCCCCGCCUUCCCCAAAGAGCAGGUCAUGCUAAUGGGGAAAUCGCAGUGAUCGCAUGCUCCUUCCCCCCACUCCUUGCUGUCAUUGGAAAUGAGGCGCCCGCCCCCUGGGAGGCUGGGUUGGUAAGGGAAUGCUCCUGUCAGGUCACCGAGCCCCCAGCAAGCACCGAACAGGAGCGGAUCAGAGAAAGCACUCCAGCCACACGGCUCGCUGCCCCGCAACCCCCUGAGCUUGAGGCCUGGGGCAGGCUUGCUUUCUGAGCUGGCCACCCCAGGCUGGAGCAACACAGCAUUCACAUUCUCCCUCUCCCUCUCCCUCUCCCUGGGGCCUGAGCGCUCUUGGCUGGGGAUUGAACCGGGUUCUGCCAUGCAGCACCACACAGCACUGUUCGUGAAUGGGCUGGGCUACUCUCACACAGCUCCUACCAGCCCUCGCCAGUUCUUUUGCCUUCAGCCAGCGGCCAUGCCAGCUGGGCUAGCUAAUUCCUGGUUCCCUCCUGCCAAGGCCUGCCCUAGCAAGCCAGUUCAGGGGCCUCCCCUCCCCCCUGAGGCCAUUCCAAGGGCACAGCAAUCCGGUUCCUCUCCCCUCCCCUCCCCUCCCCAUGGAACAGGCAGCAGAGUGGGGAGUCCUUCCACCUGAGUGGGGUGGCCCUCCUUCCUUGAGCUGAUGCAGGGCUGGGCUCAGGGAGAAAGGCAGGUGUGGCUCCUAUCCUCCAGCAGUACCUUGAGCUGGAGGCUCUGAGGCUGGCUCCAGAGAGCCAGCUGCUCCACUCUACAGAUUUGGGGAGGAGCUCCCCCUGCCCCACCCCCCAAGUUCCUGCCACACUGUGCUCAGGGAGGUGCUCAGAGCAGCAAUACAGGAGUCUCAGUGGGGGUGGGGGUGCAGCCAGCAAUGACUUGGUAUCCGAAUGCAGCACAGCCGGGGAAAUCAUGCCAUGGCCCUUAACCUGGGCACCAAGGAGCCCUGCUGGAGUCAGGCACCAAAACUCAUGAGAUUUUUCAAAGCUAUAACUGGUGGGUUCUUUCCAUUUGCCCUCCGGUGCUGGACUGCGCAGAGGGGCCGUUUUCAAGGUUUCCCCCACAACCAGGAGAGCUAGAAACUUCCUGUUGUGUAAUGAAAGCUGGGAGGCUCAGGCAGUAACUGGCUUUGGCAGCUGGGCCUUCAGGGGAAACACCAAAUAGCGCUAGAGUUGGCAAUGCUGCGAUUCCAGUAAUCAGGCAGAAUAAGGACAAUGCCAGGGUCCCGCUGCCCCUGCCCCGGUAGACCCCUCCAUACCCCAGAGGGGACACCCUCAAACUCCAAUACUCCCUUUCACCCCCUCUUAGAACAAGAACAUUUUCUCUGUGCUAUAGCAUUCAUCCCAGGCAGUUGAAAGGGGGGCUGCCCUUGGUCUGGGCAGCGGUUCCAGGGAUGGGUUCCCACUGACACUAUUUAGAGGGGUCUAAACUCGCCCCCCUCCAACACACUUCCCCUUUCCGGUGUCCUUUUGCCGGCGGGGGAUGGGGGCUGCUCACUGUGCUCCUUGUGUCUCUGGGCAACGCGGCCUCUUUGGAAGGAGCCACUCCCCACGCUGUCCCGCGUGCGGACACGCUCACACAGAGGGUGUUUUGUGCCACGGCCCGGAGCAGGAAUGACUGGGGGGUGAGGUCAUUCCACUGGCCCGCACAGCAUGCCCAUUGUUCGCCCAGGGCCCGUGAGCCUGUGGCCGGAGGGAUCCCGUGCCCACGCUCCCACUGCCCAGUCGCCCCGGGGGGCUGUGUCUGUCAGGGAGCACCUGAGAGUAUAAUAACCAGGCUUUGAUGCCGGGGGGGUGGGUGGGAAGCGUCGCAUCCUAGGAGCCCGUUCUGCUCCCCACACAGGCCCUGGAGCUGCCAGCUGACUGAUCUCAUCACACUACAGGCAGCUGCUCAGCCAUGGGGGGAGAGAGGGCUGAAGUGAACGGGAGCUCCAAGUGCCCAGCAGGGCUCUAGAGUGUAGAGUCCAGAGCCUGCAACCAUUGCUACCCAUCACUGCCCCCACCCUGGGAGCCAGGGUCUUUCUCAGGCUCACCCUGCUCAUUCAAGCUUGUCACAGAAGCUCCAUACCAAAGAUCCAUCCCCAAGGAACAUCCCAGCUGUCUCCCUCCGCAGCCUGUGCACUUAUUAUUGAUCUUAUUAAAACAGUUUUGAUACUAUU